AUGCGUGCUGCUCAGAAGCAUCCCACAGCUAUUACAUUGGAACCGUUGUUGAAGUUCACCCAGAAACAUAUGUGUCAAACUCCGCCCGAGAAACUCCUCCAUUUGUGUGAUCAAAAUCGUGGUCCCAGCCUACUUUCCAGAAUCGUGCAUGAUACGACACCCGUCCUUGCUGGGAAAUCCCUUGACAAAAUGAACCGGACAAUGCUUCGGCAGCUACUACCUAUAAUUGACGACAUGGGCAACUACGAUUCUAUUGAUUUGCACGCAUGGCUUCGGCAUGUCAUUACAGUUGUUAGUACAAAUGCUACAUACGGCAAUUCGAACCCAUUCCAAAGUCGACACAUUGAAGACACAUUCUGGGAACUCGAGCGGAAUGUGGCGCUACUACUAGCCAACAUUGUGCCAUGGUUAAUUGCCCGCAAAACCUGGAAGGCACGCAAGCGUUUGUGUGCUGCGUUCAAAGAUUAUUUCGAUCUCGCAGGUUAUGAAGACGGCUCCGACCUCCUAACUAUGCGGUACAGAUCAUUCCUCGAGGUUGGACUUACUCACGAAGAAAUAGCGUAUGCGGAGGUGCCCCUGAUUGUAGGGUUACUGACAAAUACCGUUCCUGCUGCAUUCUGGGUUCAUUUUGAGCUUUUCUCAAGACCGAAGCUGCUUGAGGAGAUACGGGGAGAGGUAGAGCAAAAUGCCCUCAAUGUUGCUCCCGACGGUACGCACAUCAUUGAUUUUGGGUACCUUCGCGAUUAUUGUCCACUUCUUCUCUCAAUGUACCAGGAGGUUCUACGGAUGAGGACAACGAUGGUAACGAUCCGCUUCGUGACACAGGAUGUUGUUUUGGCGGACAAUUACUUUCUUAGAUCCGGAACCAUGCUCUUCAUGCCGGCGAAGCAAUUAGGCCGACAUCAGAGUGCUUGGGGAACUUCGGCGGAUGAGUUCGACGGGCGAAGAUUUCUGAGAUCCACUACGACAAUCGAUGAUAAUGGCCACAAGAAAAAGGAUCCCCGGCGUACUGGCGGGUUCAUGGCAUUCGGUGUUUCACCGACAAUUUGUCCUGGGCGCCACCUUUCUACUAGUGAGAUCUUGCCUCUAGUCGCCAUGAUCGCCUUGCGAUAUGACAUUGCCCCAGUCGAUCGGCUCUGGCGUGCACCACCGAGGAUGAACUCGGCGACCACAUCAAAUAUGGGCCCAGUGGAUGGAAGAUUCCCCGUGACCGUGAGUAAACGACAAAAGUAUGAAGAGAAGCUGUGGAAGUUCAAGAUCACUGAAGGCACGCGGCAAUUUGGUUUGGCUGUGGGUUAA
Molecule: messenger RNA, 1299 nt
Organism: Penicillium verrucosum
Lineage: Eukaryota; Fungi; Ascomycota; Eurotiomycetes; Eurotiales; Aspergillaceae
Product: cytochrome P450
Exons: 2
Coding region: 1-1299 (432 amino acids)
Molecular function (GO): iron ion binding; monooxygenase activity; oxidoreductase activity, acting on paired donors, with incorporation or reduction of molecular oxygen
Source: RefSeq, a predicted model, not a curated record